Mustela erminea (ermine) is the source of this 2603-nucleotide messenger RNA. It is a transcript of the gene FAM217B, whose product is annotated as family with sequence similarity 217 member B. The transcript is spliced from 4 exons. The coding region runs from base 914 to 2257 and encodes 447 amino acids. Lineage: Eukaryota; Metazoa; Chordata; Mammalia; Carnivora; Mustelidae. The record is from RefSeq and is a predicted model, not a curated record.
GCCGCCGCCUCCCCUGGCCUGCCGCAGCGCGCCGCAGUCCGGCCUCCCCGCCCGGCGCCGGGAAGGCUGCCUGGCGGCCUCGUCACGUGUCCUCGGCGAUCGCCGAACAGGUCUGAUCAAUUUCUGUCUGCAUCUGCCGGGUCCCUGCGCCUAUCGAUCGCAGACCUGUGUCUGCACCAGCGAGGACGAGAAAGAUGCAUGCUGCGGGCCCUUGGACUUCUGGGUCACCGGGUUGGGGGGUGCGCAUAAAUCGCCUUUCCAGAAGCGGGCCCCCGGCUAAUUGGAAGCCUGUAGGCUAGCCAGCUCCUUGGACGUCUGCCCUGCACCCUGGGGCCCCUGCCAGACCGAAAGAGCCUCGCUGCGCAAGGGGCUGGCGUCCCACCACACAUCACCCACAAUGCUUUGCCGCCCGGACCGCCAGCCAGUUCCCCCGAGGGUGGGGAGGGGGCGGUGCUGCCCUGUCAGUCUCCUGGCGCGGGGCCGGAAGACCUGGGAACCGGAGUUAAUGCCCUGUGAUGAAUUAUGCCGCUGCCCUUAAUCGGCCGCUGGCGCUGGGGAAGCCUUUCUAUAGCCAGAGUCUCAGACCUUUAGCUUUGUUCCGCUGCGGGCGCAAGCCACCAGGGAAACCGCGAGCUUGCUUUCCACAUCUUAGGAUGCAGGCCCCCUGCAAGAAUUUUCUCCUACUUCACUCUGUAAUGGCCCGAAAACGCCGCCGCUUACCUGUAGAGCGUGCCAGGUGAAAUGCACUGGGGAAGGUGCAAACGCGCCCUCCAGACAGCAGUACGGGGCCAGGCAUCGUAGAAGGUUCCUUUUUACCGUCCUAGGGGCAAAGCAGAAGGAAAACCAAAUGACUGUUGGGAGGGCUGGCCCAGUAAAGAACCUUCUCUACAUCUAACAUAAAUCAAGCCUGCUGAUGGUUUCCGGUGGUGAGUCGUCCUUUCCAAAUAUAAGAGGAAUAAAGAAGUCACUUCCCCAGCUGUCAUCAUCUGCAAACACACUGAGCAAGAAUAUUUCAAGCACGACAGAAAAGACAGUCUGUCAAACCCUAGAAGAUGAUCAGCCAUCUGAUUUUUUCAAAAAAGGGAAUAGGGUGACGAAGUCUCAUCAGAAAAGCAGCAAUAUGAAUGGUGGCCCGUCUUGGAAUAAAGUACAACGUUCAAAAAACCCUUCAGGAAAGAGGCAGAGUCAAUCCCAAGUGCUCUGCGUGUCCUCCCAGCCUCCUGCGGACAGACUCCAGGACAGCAGGUUCCCAGAAGGAAAACCCAAAAGGAGCCCACCGGGCCCUCAGCGGCGGGGCGCCUCGGGGAAGGAGCUGUUUCUGGACCUGCAGUGCAUGAAAAUCCUGAAGGAGGGUGUGGGCGAGGAUGAGGACAGUGCCAGCGACCUAUCCGACUCGGAGCGGGUGCCCCUGCUGCCGUCGGUGCGCGCGCCCCCGGAGCUGCACCUGCGCGCGGAGGAGAUCCACGCUACGGACCCGGGCCUGGAGUCAGACGCCGAAGCGGAAGCCCGGGGCGGCGCGCACCCCUCCUACCAGUAUGCGGACUUCCUGCCGGCCCCGUUCAGCUCCUGGGACCUCCGCGACCUGGCCGUGCCACCCGGCACCGAGCCCAGGCCCGCAGCUCGCUGCGGUGCUGUAGGGCCACUCGCCAGGUACAUCGACAGGCUGGUCCAGCUCGAGUGGCUGCAGAUGCAGACCGUCCAGGGUGAGAAGGGGAAGGGCGCCAAAGCCAAGCCUCCCACCGUCCCUGGCAUGUCCACGGGGGCUCUGAAAAGCCCAGGCAGAAGCAAGCUGGUGGCCAGUGCUGCGGCCAGGCCUCCCCAGGAGGGGGCUUGCAAGCGGGGAGCUCCGGGCGCUUCCCGGAGGAAGGAGCUGCACCCAGAAGAAGCCCGACCGUCCUAUUACGCGUUUGACACAGCCAAAGGCCUCCGUGCGCCUCGGGCCAGCAGGCCGAGUUCUCAGAAGCCAGCCCUUGACGUGAGGACGGAAGAGCAGAGAAAGAAAGUCAAUAAGAGCCCCAGACUCCAGCGCUGGGACCCGCCCUGCGGUGACAGUGGCGGCGCCAGGGCUCCCGUGCAGGGGGCGACCCCCCGCGACUCCGCUACCCCCGGCGGGGUGGCCAGAACGCAGGCACACGCGGGCCUGAAGAAGAAGGGCGGAGCGAGCAGCUGUGUUCCCGCGGCCAUAGCCAGCGAGAAGAAACCCAAAACCAAUGGAGUAAAGCCAAGCACAUACAAAUUCAAACAAGAACCGAAAUGAUGCGUUGCAAAGUCCCACAGAGUGCUAAAUGUCAGAGCUCGUCCGAAGGUUGGCACACUGUGAGUCCCAGGACGUUUUCUGGCGACCCACAGGCGAGUCCUCGGGUGGUCCCGGGGUGCAGCCGGCUGGGGCUUAUUUGCAAGGAAAGGCAGCUUUCAAUGAGCCUUUCUUCCUGCCGACAAUCUUAAGCACAUGAGAGCCCUUUAGCUUCAUGAACCCAGGUCUGCGCCAUAUAACGACCUAAAAUGACCAGUCCGAACUGGACGCUGCUGCCAGCCGCACACCCCCACGUCGGCACCCUCCAGCUCCCCCAGCUGCCCCGAGCUGCCCCCCAGCUGCCCCGAGC